CUGAUCAUCAACCUCUCUCCAUAUCAAAUCUAUACGCUCUGACACUCCUCUGUCACCAUUCUCGUUCUCUUCAGCCCAUCAACUCAUACAUACCUCUCCUUUCAUUCUGAAUUCAUCACCCUACCGCCGAUCACCGACCUCCCUGUCCCACUCACACCCACUCCUCAACCUCCAUAGCCAUAACCUGUUCCCUCCACCGCCAUCAUGGGGCUCGAAGCGACCAUGAUCCUCGUUGACAACAGCGAAACAAGCAGGAAUGGUGACUAUCUACCCAAUCGAUUCUCAGCACAAGCCGAAGUCGUCUCAUUAAUAUUCAACUCGAAGACCGGAUCCAACCCCGAAUCUGCCGUCGGUCUCAUGUCUAUGGCUGGUACCGGUCCCACAGUCUUGAACACCCCAACUACAAACUUCGGUGCAGUUUUGUCUGGUCUCCAUGGCACCAAAAUCAAGGGACAUAUCAGAUUGGGAACUGCCAUUAGUGUAGCAAUGCUAGCACUCAAACACAGAGCCAACAAGGCUCAACGGCAACGCAUCAUUGUUCUCAUAUGCAGCGAGCUGGAUAAUAAAUUCGGAGACAAGAAUGACACUGAAGCGGAACUGAUCAAGUUGGCAAAGAAGUGCAAGAAGAACAAUGUAUCAGUCGACUUUGUCGCAUUCGGCGACGCCAUCGAGUCCAGCACGAGACCCAUUCUAGAGAAAUUUGUCGAGACUGUUGGUGGCGAUUCGGGUGAAGGUAAUUAUAUUGCCAUCAUUCCUCCUGGCCCUGGUCUCCUUGGUGAUAGCCUCAUCACCACUCCGAUCGUCGGUAUGGAAGCAAAUCCAGGAAGAGGCGGUAUUGAGGGUGUGGAGACCGGACCUGCCAGUGGAGACGGGUUCGAGUUUGGCAUUGACCCUUCGGCCGACCCUGAGCUCGCAAUGGCCUUGCGCAUGAGUAUGGAAGAGGAAACGAAUCGAUUGGAAAGAGAACGGAGGGCGGCUGAAGAAGAGGCAAGACGGAACGCUGAUCGAAUGGAUACUAUUAACGAGGAAGGUCAGGCUGGACAUUCGACCAGUGGUACCAAUCAAGAUGGAGAUAACAGCAAUGACUCGAAGCAGCCUCGGGUGGAGGAUGACAAGGCGGAUAAACAGGAUUGAUUGAACUAAACCUGUUGUAUUCACGAUUGUACCAUUAUUCUCGGAGAUAAGAUGGCAGAGAGCUGGUGACCCCAGGUAUUGGUCAGCUCGAGUGGUCCAUGGCCACAGUUCGAAGCGAAGCUACGGUUAUCCUGGCAACUUUCGAUCUAUCUCCCAGAAAUUCCGCAUAGAUCAAAUGAGCAAGAUCGGUGUCGACAACGAGAGAUUCCAAGCUGGCAUAGAUGCGGACCUGCUCACAUCGAUGCCAUUG
Molecule: messenger RNA, 1384 nt
Organism: Exophiala mesophila
Lineage: Eukaryota; Fungi; Ascomycota; Eurotiomycetes; Chaetothyriales; Herpotrichiellaceae
Exons: 2
Coding region: 205-1134 (309 amino acids)
Biological process (GO): proteasome-mediated ubiquitin-dependent protein catabolic process
Cellular component (GO): nucleus; proteasome regulatory particle, base subcomplex; cytosol
Molecular function (GO): polyubiquitin modification-dependent protein binding
Source: RefSeq, a predicted model, not a curated record